Owenia fusiformis is the source of this 1459-nucleotide messenger RNA. The record is from the annotation of a GenBank genome assembly. NCBI's taxonomy places the organism in Eukaryota, Metazoa, Annelida, Polychaeta, Sabellida, Oweniidae.
AUCAAUUCGAAGCAAUGGUGGAGGAGCUUGAGAGACGACGUGAAGAGUGUAUUCAGCUGCGCUCCCUAUUGGCCAGUCGCACUCGAGGCAUGUCAGAUGUCUCAAAGGAGAACUACGGAGACACUGAGAUGGUGAAUGAGGAUGGAGAGCUUGAAAUGGCAUACAAAACGCAGAAGGAUCUUAACAGACUUCUAGAGAACCAGAUUCAGACCAUACAGCGCAAUGCCAAGAUUCGUGAAGAUGAAAUCAAGAAAGAGCUCGCUGAGGUGAAGCAAGACAAUGACAGACAACAGAAGCUGAUUGGUCAGCUCAAUGCAGUAACAAGUAAUCUGUCUCUGACGCCUACUGCUAAGAUAGAGGCCACAAUGCAACAUGAGAUCACUAGGCUCACUACAGAGAACCUGGACCUACGAGAGAACAGUGACAAGCAGAAUGAAACCAUCAAGAAAUUGAAGAAAGCUCUCAAAAUAUAUGCCAAGAGACUCAAGAGUGCAGAAGGUCCAGACAUCGUGGCUGAGCUGGAACAACUAGAGAGACAGGAGUCUGUCGACAGCUCCGCUGUGAAACUAAAGAAGGAGAGAGAAUUUGUUGGCAUGUUUGAGUAUCGCAAAGAAGAUGAAACUCUACUUAUCAGAAAUCUAAUUUUAGAAUUGAAGCCUAAGAAUGCCCUUUCUUGUCUACCUGGUCUUCCUGCCUACAUCAUGUUCAUGUGUAUCAGACACACAGACUACAUUAACGAUGAUGAGAAGGUCAGGUCUCUCCUCACCAACACCAUCAAUGGUAUUAAAAAAGUGGUCAAGAAACACCAUGAUGACCCUGAGCGUGUGACUAUGUGGUUAGCAAAUGGCUGCAGACUGCUACACAACCUUAAGCAAUACAGUGGAGAAAAGUCCUUCCAAAAUGAGAAUACAGUGAAGCAAAAUGAACAUUGUCUGCGAAACUUUGACCUGUCGGAAUACCGCCAGAUCAUGAGUGAUAUUGCUGUCUGGAUAUAUCAGGCCCUUAUUAAAACUAUGCAAGAGAAAAUACAACCAAUGAUAGUGGCAGCAAUAUUGGAGCAUGAAGCUAUAGCUGGACUAUCAAGUUCUAAACCAUCAGGCCUCAGGCAGAGAUCCUCCAGUAAUGCCAGAGAGCUCGAUGACAAAGUGCAAUCAUACAAUCUAGACAGCUUGCUAAAAUCACUAUCAAGCUACUACAAGGUCUUACUUGCCCAUGCAGUUGACCCUGAGUUGAUUAAGCAGAUAUUCAAGCAGCUCUUCUACUUUAUCUGUGGUGGUGCUCUAAACAAUUUGCUGUUACGUAAGGAGAUGUGCCACUGGUCUAAAGGCAUGCAGAUUAGGUACAACUUGAGCCAUCUAGAAGAGUGGUUGCGUGACAACAAGUUACAAGAAUCUGGCGCAAUGGCAUCACUUGACCCCAUCACCCAGGCAUCUCACCUGCUACAAGCUCGUAAAACUGA